Echinostoma caproni is the source of this 699-nucleotide messenger RNA. NCBI's taxonomy places the organism in Eukaryota, Metazoa, Platyhelminthes, Trematoda, Plagiorchiida, Echinostomatidae. The record is from the annotation of a GenBank genome assembly.
AUGUCUCCACGUGCCAUCCUUACGCUUUUGCUUUUUGCGAUAAUACUUCUGCACUCGGAUGCCUUCCCUUUCGCUGCUAUCAUUCCGAUUACAAGCGUCCUGAUUGGAUACCUAAGCAAAGACCACAUUGAAUGUUUAUUCCGUGAUUGCUGCUCGACAGGUGUCAACUUCAACCAAACUGCUUUGAACCAUUCUUUGAUAACUAAUCUCUACGGGCAGCACAUUGCAGCCGAGCGUGUUCUCUAUCAUAUCUCAGCUCAUUUUCGAGAUCCGCAACCUCAAAAACCUUUGGCCCUGUCAUUUCACGGUUAUACGGGCGUUGGAAAAAACUUUGUCUCUAAUCUGAUUGCAACCAGCGUAUUCAAGAAGGGAUCAAAAAGUCGAUUUUUUCAUUUUUACGACGCCACCAUCGAUUUCGCUCAUCGAUCCAAGAUCGACGAAUAUAAGGUAAAUGAAAAUAUAUUGCCAUAUUUGGUCCUUUUUAUGGUUAAAGAAAUGAACGCCCUUCUUGGAAUGUUUGAUUUAUUUAGUACUCAAACCGAAAUCGCUCGUGACACAUCAUUGUAUUAUUAUUAUUAUUAUUAUUAUUAUUAUUAUUAUUAUUAUUAUUAUAUUUCACACGUGUCUAAGGACAGACUAUGUGCCAAACAAAUCCCCAUGAAAAGGAAGAAAACGUUCCAUGGUUGGCUUGUGGGCUGA